UGUAAGCCACGUCAAUGUCCAGGCUGUAAAAAAUUUCAUUUUUCAUAGAAACUAAUAAAUAAUUUUUCUCCAAUGUUCGUAACUUAAAUUGACAGUAAAUCGAGGGAGCUAUGAUAAUUAUUUUGAACGCCAAAAUUUUAAUGUCUCGAAUUGAAUUUUGAAUAAAAAAGUGUCCCUUUUGUUUCGUCGCCACACCCGAUCUUUCCAUUUAUCAGUAUAUAUAUCCCUACGAACAUUCCUUGAAAAUGGAAGGUCGUUUUGCUCGUCGCGAUAAAUGAGAGAGCAAACGCUGUUUAAGGAAGAAAACAGAAGGAAGACAAGAGCAAUUUGUGAGAAAUGGAUUCAGAGAUUGAUUCAUUGGCGCUGGACGCUCUGGAUGAAGACAUUCUGGACAAAACAUUGAGCGCUCCUUUUGAUGAGACAGAACCCAUUAUGCCAACGUUGGAAUCACUAAGAUCUAUAAAUAUUGAAAACAACAAUGACAAGGAUCCUCGUAGUGAAGAACUGAAAUUACGAUUGACCAAUGCUUUGAAAACACUGGAACAAUUUGACGAGCUAAUUGACUUGAACACCAGUUUGGAUAAUUCGGAUGUUCCUCUGAGAGAUAAUGGUGACUUGCCUGCUGAAAAAUUAGCACCGCAUGUUCAAGAUGAUGUUAAAAAUAUAAUAUCGUCUGCAGAAGAUUAUAUAAUGAAACUAGAAGAUCAGUUGGGAGAUCUCGACAUUGCUGAUGAACAGAUUAUUAGAAAUGCAAACAGGGUAGCCCAAGAAAUAGAUUGCACGUAUCAAGAUUUGAUGAACAGAAUUUGUCGAGAGAUAAACAAAAAACGAGAUCUAUUGAGACUGGAAGCUGAGGUUUACAUGAAUGAGAGUCUUGGUCCAUUAAAAGCUUGCAGACAUCAAGUCAAUGCUCAAAUAAAGAGCAGUCGAAGCUUUGUAGAUGAGCUUCGAAGGGCUUUGAGCAAUACAAGCAUGGGGAAACUUCAAGAAGGCAAAUUCAAAGAAGCCAGCAGUAAUUUAGGAAGAAUUCCAGCAGUGCCACAGCCAGAAGAGCUUCCAUACGUAACGUUCAGUCCACCAUCGAAAAGUAUCGUCGACACGACCAUAAAAGAAAUCUCCGAGCUCGGAAGUGUUUUACGGAUGGGACCAGCGGAAAUCACCGAGAUAGAAGAAAGACCGGGGUCUCUGUUUGUCAAAUGGCACAUAGCAGAUCCGGAAUAUGCAUCGGAGGAACAAAAUUUCGUAGUGCAAAAAGCGAGUGGCGAAAUUUACGACGUGACUUCCGAUUCUUUCGAGACAGUCUACGAGGGCCCUGAAACCACGUGUUUCGUCAGAGAUCUUCGAGUCGAUCAACCUGUAACUUUAAGAGUUGGAUUGUUAUCAAUGGAAACUGCUUGGAGCGUUCAUCGUUUUGCCAAAACAAAAAUAUCACCGUACAGUUGGACUCUGGAUAACAAGGACUACAUGAUAACGAACAACGGAAAGGUCGCUGCCAAAAUCACAGAUCGAACGAGUACUUUGUUUUCGCAAAAUCCUCAAGUGGAUUCUAAUCAGAUAAUCGAAUUCAAGUUUUUAGAAGUCUCACAAGACAGCAGAGACAACGAGGGGAUAGCGUUGGUGUCAGAGAAAAUGGGAAUUGAGGACGAUCUAAGAAAAUAUGGAAAUUUGGUGAUAACACCGUUGGGUAAAAUUUUUAUGGACGGUGAAGAAAAAUUAAUGAGAUUGCCAAGAAUACGUUUGGGUACGAGAAUAAUAUUUAUCAUACACCGAAAGGACGACGAAACGUUGAGAAUAAAUAUAGAGUCCGGUGAAAAAGCUGUUACGUACGAUUGGAACGUACAAACACCUUUAUACUUUGCUGCCCGAUUUCACGAUUUCAACAAAUGGAAUCUCAUGGUUAAAUAGAAGAAGAAUGUUGUCCAGAACAUUUUAUCGUUUAUUUACAGAUUUACGUCCAACGUGUUUGUUUACUUUUUUAUAUCUUAUUAUCGUUAUAUAUUUAAAUUUAUAAUAAAAAACAUCAGAGUCAUGUGCCUUAUGAGAAAA
Molecule: messenger RNA, 2046 nt
Organism: Venturia canescens
Lineage: Eukaryota; Metazoa; Arthropoda; Insecta; Hymenoptera; Ichneumonidae
Product: cytokine receptor-like factor 3
Exons: 6
Coding region: 337-1905 (522 amino acids)
Source: RefSeq, a predicted model, not a curated record